ACCUGCCAUUGUAUCUGUGGUGAUAGCAGAAUGGCUCUGUUGUCUAACUUUGUAGUAGCUGCUCUUGUCCUCAUUGCAUUUGCUUUGUCAAAUUGUUUCUACAUGAACCACUUGUCCGAUAGUGAAACGAAACCGAUCAGGUGUGUCCAUGCCGAGCCAAACGAGAGCAUAGCAUAUGAGAGGCUUGCCAUUGCUAAUCCAACUGAAACACACAAUAAACCCGUGAUUUCAAGUGAAAAUCACCCUUAAAAGUUUCAAAGAGACUACUAAUUAUAGAGAUGACAAAUGCACCAUGGCCCCACAAAGUCGGUUUGACUGUGCCAGGGACAGGGUUCUCAGCAAGUGUGAGGAGAGGGGUAAUUAUAUAGGAGUCCAGAAGCACACCUAUAAAGAGUGAGUUAGAUUCAUUAAUGUGUUUAGUAUAUCUUAUUUAUCCUAAGGCCAUGAUGCCCCAUAUUGGUCCCUGGGAUUUCAUCUUUGCCGCUGGGGUUACACCACCACUAAUACAACCCGCAAGGAUGUGCAGUGGAAUGAUUUGGAUUACGCAGACAAGCGAAGGAUUUUCACUUUUGAUCCCUGGCGAUUUGGUGACCUCCCAGAGAUGGUGGAAGAAUUCCAUAGGAGAGGCAUGAAGUACAUCCUUAUUCUGGACCCAGGGAUCAGUAGCACUAGCCCCACUGGAACUUACCCUCCCUUUGAUGAUGGCCUGAAACGAGACGUCUUCAUUAAAAAUGUCACAGGACACAUUUUGAUCGGGAAGGUUUGGCCUGGCCCUACAGCCUUCCCUGACUUCACCAACCCAGAGACCAGACAGUGGUGGGAAGACUGCAUCAGAGAUUUUCAUUCUAAAGUGCCUGUGGAUGGACUGUGGAUUGAUAUGAAUGAACCAGCCAAUUUUUUUUUUCCAGGGCUCAAUGGAGGGCUGUCCUCACACUGAUCUUGAAGACCCGCCUUACACACCUACUUAGUGUUUUAGUGUCACAAAUUAUCAGCAUGUGAAAUCAUAAAAAAACAAUAUUUUGUUUACAUAUGCUGUCAAUUGUGUUACGUUAAAGGUCCAGUGUGUAACAUUUAGCAGAGUUUAUUAGCUGAAAUCAAAUACACUCUCCAUAAGUAUGUUUUUAUAAGUUACUAACCAAUAAAAUAUAUAACACAUUUAGAAUCAGCCCUUUACAUGUACAGAGGGCCUUGCUUUACAGGGGUCUCCAACUUGCUUCGCAAUGUUUCGACGGCAAACAUUGUACUUUGUAGUCCCCAUUAGAUUAAACACAUUCUUACAUACUGGACCUUUCAAAGUACAUACAGUACACAAAUGCUCUGCAGAUACAUACCUGUUUCUUUGUUCUGAAUGUUGCUUCAAAUCAUUGUCUGUGUUCCUGAAUCUCAUACAAACAGGAGUAGGCGGAGGGGAGUUGAACUCGGGAACUCUCUGCAUGUCAGCUCAGCAGAGGCAAUCCACUCACUACAACCUGCACAAUAUGUACGGACUGACAGAAGCAUAUGCCACAAACAGAGCUCUUACAAAGGUACGAGGGAAGAGGCCUUUUGUCCUGUCUCGCUCCUCUUACUCUGGCAUUGGACGCUUCUCUGGAGUGUGGACAGGUGAUGUCAGAAGUGACUGGGAGCAGCUGCGAUUCUCCAUCCCUGCUGUGCUGCAGUUUAGCCUGUUCGGGGUUCCUCUGGUGGGGGCGGACAUCUGUGGGUUUGAAGGCAACACCACUGAGGAACUGUGUGUGCGAUGGAUGCAGCUUGGGGCCUUUUACCCAUUUAUGAGGAACCACAAUGACAACUUCAAUGCUCCUCAGGAGCCAUAUGUAUUUGGGCAGGAGGCUCAGGCUGCCAUGCGGAGUGCACUGAACCUUCGUUACUCCCUUCUCCCUUUCCUCUACACACUCUUUCAUCAUGCACACACCUCCGCUGACACUGUGGCCAGGCCUCUCUUCAUGGAGUUUCCCACUGACCCCAACUGUCAGACCAUAGACCGGCAGUUCUUGUGGGGGAGUUCACUCCUCAUUAGCCCAGUUUUGGAGCAAGGCUCAGUCAAGUUGACUGCCUACCUACCCUUUGGCAUUUGGUACAACUUGCAUAAUGGUCAGCCUUUUUACAGUAAGGGUCAGUACCUGCUCCUGUCAGCCCCUCUGGACACUAUCAACGUACAUGUGAGGGAGGGACACAUUAUCCCACAGCAGGAUCCUGCUCUGACAACCACAGCCUCACGCAGAAACCCCUUCUUCCUGACAGUGGCACUGUCAGCAGGUGGCUGGGCCUGGGGAGACUUGUUCUGGGACGAUGGGGACAGUCUUGAUACCUACAAAACGCAAGAUUAUUGUUAUGUCAUCUUCACUGCUGGACAGUCUCAGGUUGUGAGUGAUCCUCUGAUGCUGAAUGGGGCCCUGGAUGAACUGGUGCUGGGAGGACUGCAGGUGUUUGGAGUGCCCUCACCUCCCCGCUAUGUUUUGGCCAAUGGGGAGAAAGUCAGUGAUUUCAUGUACCACAGCGACACCAAGGUCUUGACAGUGACCAAGUUGACCUUGCCCAUGGCAAAGGUUUUCACAGUCCAGUGGGCUCUCUGAUGCAGCCAACAUUGUCGUUAGAUGGCCAUUGGGAGCAUUUGCACUAUGCACAGCUGCUUUUCUUUUGCAGGCCGCAUUUGCUCUGUCUUAUAUCCCUCUACAGCAGGUGUUGUGACAGUGUCACACCAACCACUGGAUCAAGACAGUUCAAUGACUUGUGAAUUUAUGCAAUCUUAUAACUAUAUAUUUAUAGUCCUUCACAUUUUCUGAAAUAGUGUUUCUGUGUUUUAGUUCCAUUGUCAAUAAAAACUGUCGAGA
Molecule: messenger RNA, 2831 nt
Organism: Solea solea (common sole)
Lineage: Eukaryota; Metazoa; Chordata; Actinopteri; Pleuronectiformes; Soleidae
Product: lysosomal alpha-glucosidase-like
Exons: 13
Coding region: 1221-2573 (450 amino acids)
Biological process (GO): glycogen catabolic process; lysosome organization
Cellular component (GO): lysosomal membrane
Molecular function (GO): alpha-1,4-glucosidase activity
Source: RefSeq, a predicted model, not a curated record